AUGGCGUCCCUUGUGGUUGACGCCUUGGGGCUCGGGCUGAUCAGUUGCUGCAGUGUGCCUGCACUGCUAACAAUAAUCAAUCGCUUUCGAGAACCAAAGGUUGGCACCGGAUCCGAUUCACCAGACACGGCGGAGACACCUGUAUUUGGCCUGUCGAGUUACGAAGACGAGGAUGGGAACGCUACACCAGAGUCACUGGACACCUUUUCAGCUUCCUGGCAGCGAGUCGCGAUAGUGGUCUUAUCGGUCCUCGGUUUUGGAGUAGCACUGUCACAGGCUAUCAUUUCGACUGAGUCAGAUCGACGCGAAUAUGUUAUUCCUGUCUGGCUCCAGAUGGGAGCAUGGAUGGUACAAUGUUUGCAAUCAACGAGCUUUUUCAUCGAGCCGGCGCCCGUUAAACGAUAUAUUCUAGGGAUGUACGCGUCUGGGGCUAGCACUAUUGCAAUGCUGAUGCCAUGCGCGGACCUUGUGCUUGCCUGGCAAUCUGGAAAGGAUGAAAAUACAAGUCUCAUGCUAAGCCAGAUUGGCAUUGCGUCUUUACGGGGACUUUUCUGCAUAUCAAUACCCAGACGUCCUAAUGUAUACCAUCAGGGACAGGUAGUCGAUCAGGAGCACACAGUGAGCAUGGUGCGCAGGAUCACAUUUAGCUGGGUCAACGAUUUGUUACGAUUUGUGGCGAGGAACAAAGCAUUGGAACUUGACGACCUCCCGAAACUGCCGUCGACCGCGCGUGCCCAAACCCUUCAUGCACGCCUUGAAAAAACACGCGGCUCUGGGGAACUAUGGAAAGCGCUCAUACUGGGGCAUAUUCAACCACUCAUACUGCAAAGCUUGUUGAGUAUUAUUCAAUGUCUGCUUGGAUUUGGUCCUCAAGUAGCGUUAUUCGGCAUACUCAAGUCGCUCGAGAACCGCUUUGCUUCGUCAGGAGACGCAAGCCCUACAUGGGUCUGGGUGACUGGGCUCGGUGUAGUCCUUGUCUUGUCGUCCAGCAUUGAAUCUUGGCUAUGGUGGAUUAUCUACUCACAAUUGUGGAUACCUAUAUACGAAGGAAUCUCAGCUCUAGUGUUUGCCAAAUCAAUGAGGUGCAAAGACGUGAAGCAGCUGAAACACCACAACCCAGAAGAUGAGCACGAAGAUAACGAUGAGAUAGAGGAAUCGGAGCAACAAGGAAGCCGCCAAACUGUCAUCAACCUAGCCACCGUGGACUCUAAGCGAAUCGCCGACUUCGUGAUGUACAAUUAUCUCAUUCCUUCAUGCAUUCUUCGACUAGUCAUUGCCUCUGCUUUUCUGGUUCAUUUGAUCGGAUGGAGGAGCCUGUUGGCUGGUGGUGUUGCAGCACUCCUGGUGACGCCGAUGAACACCCAUUUGACGAAGAAGUACUCGGCAGCCCAGCAGGAUUUUAUGAAUGCAAGCGACAAGCGAAUGAGCGCUGUAGCCGAGGUUCUGCAUGGAAUUCGACAGAUUAAGUUCUCUGCUCUCGAACAGCAAUGGCAGAAUCGAGUGUCGGAGAAACGCCGCAUUGAACUCAUGCAUCUGUGGAAGACUUCUUUGUACACCACUGGCAUGGUAUCCGUUUGGAUUAUGGGCCCCCUCUUGUUGUCUGCCGUAUCGUUGACCGUGUACGCGCUCACUCAUGGCGAGCUGUCCGCCUCGGUAGCUUUCACGGCGCUCUCUGUUUUUGGCUCGCUGGAAUCCGCCUUGGCAAGUUUACCUGAUCUGAUGUCCAAGGGAAUGGAAGCUAAAAUCAGUGCUUGUCGCAUUGACCAAUACUUGAACUCGGCAGAAAAGGCACCCUUUACAUCUAACGUCAAGGAGAUAACAUUUGACAACGCCACGAUCGCAUGGCCAGCACAGGAUGACGAAGAUGAGGAACUAGAAUGGGACUAUGAAGAGCGAUUCUGUCUUCGUAACCUCAACCUUCGAUUUCCGGCGAAAGGAUUGAGCGUCAUUGCGGGGAAGACUGGUUCUGGAAAGAGCCUGCUUUUGGCCUCGAUCUUGGGGGAAUGUGACGUCCUGGCCGGAAAGGUGUCCAUCCCGCAUAGCCCUUCGUCCGAGGAACGAUUUGACGAAAGAGCAACGCGCCAUAACUGGAUUAUCGAUACAGCUGUGGCCUAUGUAGCCCAAAAUCCCUGGAUGGAAAAUGCAACGAUCAAAGACAAUAUUCUGUUUGGCCUCCCUUACGAUCGCUACCGGUACCGCAAAGUCCUCCGUGCCGUUGCACUGCAAAAAGAUAUUGAUAUACUACCCGACGGAGAUUACACGGAUAUUGGUGCGAAUGGCAUCAAUCUCAGCGGCGGUCAGCGGUGGCGCAUAUCGUUUGCGCGAGCUCUAUACUCACGAGCAGGAACAUUAAUCAUGGAUGACAUCUUCAGUGCACUUGACGCCGAAACGGGACGCCACCUCUAUGAGCGUGCCUUGACUGGAGAACUAGGCCAGAAUCGAACUCGCAUUCUGGUUACACAUCACGUGGGUCUGUGCUUACCUCGAACGGACUAUUGUGUUCUUCUUGCGGAUGGAGUCAUGAUUCAUGCCGGUACAAAGGAGGAUUUGACUGCGACUCAGAAUUUGGUCGACUUUCUGGAUCAAAGAGCAGAAACGACAGUGUCUGAGCCGCCCAGCGAGGUUCAAGCACCCAGAGUAUCAUCAAAGCGUGUGUCUAUAAACUCACGGAAAUCCACAAACUCGCGCCUCUCAACGGCCACUAGCAUUCACACACUCAGAAGAUUUACUGAAGAGGAGAAGCGUGAGAAGGGGGCUGUUUCCACCAAGGUCUACAUUGCGUAUUUAAGUAAGGGAAACUGUCUCCGCCUCUGGACGUUAGUCUUCCUGGCAUACAGCGCUUUCAUGGCCCUCCUGGUCGGUCGGUCUUGGUGGGUGAGCGUCUGGACAAGUGCUUCCACUCAAACGUCUAGUUCAGCCCGUUAUACGCGUGCUUUCGACCAAGAAAAAAAUCAGAUGUGGGCAUUCAAUGCCGACGAGGAUUUAACGUUCUACCUAACAGUGUACAUUUGCUUCUCUGUCGCCGCAUGUGUCGUAGGCACAGUCCGCACCUUAGCUCUCGCCUUUGCUUCACUCGAAUCUUCUCGUCACCUCUUUGAUGGCUUGCUCUAUACUGUUUUGAGGUCCCCUCUGCGGUGGCUGGAUACCGUUCCUACUGGCCGCAUUCUCAACCGAUUCACAUCUGACAUCAAUAUUCUCGAUUGGAGGCUUGGGUAUGAUAUUGGCCACUUCAUCUACAAGGUUCUGGAGCUGGUUGGAAUACUGGCUGCCGGUCUACUAGUCUCACCUCUACUAUUAGUGUUCGCUUGCAUCUUGCUGGCUCUGUGCUUUCACCUGUCAAAAAUUUAUCUGAUGGGGAUGCGGGAGGUCAAGCGAUUGGAGAGCAUAUCGAAGAGCCCGGUCCUGGAGCGCUUCAGUUCUACAUUGGUCGGCUUGGGUACCAUUCGCGCCUUCAGCAAGACAGAGGUGUAUAUCAAGGACAUGUAUGCUCGAAUCGAUCGACACGCACAAACCGCUUGGUACCUGUGGCUCCUGGACCGCUGGCUCGGAAUCCGAAUGAGUAUUGCAGGGGCGCUUCUAUCAACGAUCACGGCGGCGCUAGUUGUGUACAUCCCCCACAUCACGCCCGCUCUGGCAGGCUUUGCAAUGAGCUUUGCGCUACAGUACAAUUACGCCGUGGCUAUGGGACUGCGUUUCUACGCCAAUGUGGAGACAGACAUGAACUCUACUGAGCGUGUGCUGGAAUACUCCAGUAUUGAUAUGGAAGACCAGGGUGGUGUAGAGCCACCUGCCGCUUGGCCCACUCGUGGGAGAGUGGAAGUAGAAGAUUUGGUGGUAGGGUACGCGCCAGAUCUACCUCCAGUUCUCAGCGGGCUCAACUUCAGCCUGGAGCCUAACCAACGUUUAGGUGUGGUAGGACGCACCGGGGCUGGGAAAUCCUCGCUAACAUUAGCUUUGUUCCGCUUUCUGGAAGCUCGUCGGGGUCGCAUCUAUGUGGAUGGUUUAGACAUCUCGCGGAUCAAACUCCAUGCUCUGCGAAGUCGUCUUGCUAUCAUCCCACAAGAUCCCGUCCUGUUUUCAGGCACCCUCCGGUCCAACCUGGAUCCAUUCCACGAACAUACCGAUCUGGAGCUCUAUAAUGCAUUGGAGCGAGUACAUCUUGUGUCCUUCGAAGAUACCCUGACCCUAGCCUCACACUCCAGUCAUGAUCCUCUCAGUGACAGCGGCACAUUACCAUCCUCAUCCGCAUCAUCGACAACGGAUCCCGUCAAGACGACGAACUUCUUCGCCUCCCUUUCAUCGAUGGUGUCCGAGGGUGGACUUAAUCUCUCCCAGGGACAACGACAGCUUCUUUGUCUGGCUCGAGCCAUUGUGUCCCAACCCAAGAUCAUGGUUUUGGAUGAGGCGACUUCCGCGGUUGAUAUGGAAACCGAGACAUUGAUCCAACGAUCAAUUCGGGAGGAAUUCGGAAGAGACGCUACAUCUCUUCUUGUUAUUGCUCAUCGUCUCAGCACGGUGGCCGACUUUGACAAAAUCCUGGUGUUGGACGCAGGCAAAGCAGCCGAGUUCGGUACACCCCAGGAACUGAUGGCUAUCGAGGGUGGGGUGUUUCGCAAUUUGGUGCAGAACAGUGGGGAGAAAGCAUUGCUGGAAGAGAUGAUAUUGGGGAAACAGAGGAAUUGAAUGUAAUUUGCAUGACAGUUCAUUGGCGUGGCGUUUGUUGUUUGUUCAAUGUUAUUGUUGCAAGCUGUGUAUCUAAACGGGUUUGCUGGCUGGUAAUGACAGGACGAGACGGUGGGGCGGCGAGCAGACGGGGUUAAGUU
Aspergillus homomorphus CBS 101889 is the source of this 4823-nucleotide messenger RNA. RefSeq names its product P-loop containing nucleoside triphosphate hydrolase protein. The coding region runs from base 1 to 4683 and encodes 1560 amino acids. Gene Ontology annotation, molecular function: ABC-type transporter activity; ATP binding; ATP hydrolysis activity. The record is from RefSeq and is a predicted model, not a curated record. Lineage: Eukaryota; Fungi; Ascomycota; Eurotiomycetes; Eurotiales; Aspergillaceae. The transcript is spliced from 3 exons. Gene Ontology annotation, cellular component: membrane. Gene Ontology annotation, biological process: transmembrane transport.